Messenger RNA from Bathycoccus prasinos, 1365 nucleotides. RefSeq lists its product with no specific name. The record is from RefSeq and is a predicted model, not a curated record. The transcript has a single exon. Lineage: Eukaryota; Viridiplantae; Chlorophyta; Mamiellophyceae; Mamiellales; Bathycoccaceae. Bases 1 to 1365 code for a protein of 454 amino acids.
AUGGUGAAGAACAAACGAAGCAAACGUCAAACUCUCUUGCUAAGAGUUUUGUUCGUCCUUUUCGUGGCGGCGUUCGUCUCCGUGCUCCACGACGCGGUGCUCGAUGUGAUGCAAAAAUCGUCCGAUUUUGUCUCACUUUCCUUUGGCUUGGGAGGAGCAAAAGACGUGAACCCGAACAGGUUACCGCCUCUGUGCGAGACGAAAACGCUGAGCGUGUUACGCGAGGACCUGUUUAAAGCGAAACCUGGAUGGCGGACGCAGUGUUCGGAGAAGUUUAAGAAGCAGAUGCAAGUGUCGUCUCGAUUUCAUUACCAGAGACGGAGAGACGAGGAAGGAAGGGCGAUAAAGAAGGUGAAGUUUGAGGAGGUGUUAGUCUCGCUUCCUCCGGUUGGGAAGUUGAAGGAGUUGGAGCAGUACGCGUACGAGGGGAAAGAUUUCGGCGCGUUCGAUGAUACGGAUAAAGCGGUAGGCCGGAAAGCGAUUUCGAUUUUGUUUAGCGGGCGCGACGGGUUCAUCGACGAACAGUUGGCAAGGUUUCGGUAUUGCCAGAUUGUGGUCGUGACUGCGUCGUUUGGCGCGCAGGAUACGUUGCACAGACCGAUUGGUGCGGAUCCGACUCGGUAUAAGCAAGAUGACGUGUGUUUUGUGGCGUUUGUGGAUAAGCCGACGAUUGAAAAGUUUGGGUACCAGAGCGGGUGUUUCGACGCUUGGAACGUGGUCGAGUAUUCACACCCGGGGUUCCCGGACAGUCGAAUGAAAGCGAGAUUAGUGAAAGCGUUGUUGCCAUUUCAUUUUCCGGAGAGUAAAGUGACCGUGUGGAUUGAUUCAAAGCUAGAGUUGAGCGAAGACGCGACGGCGGUGGUUGAUGUCUUGUUGAGAGCGAACACGCACCCGAAGAUUACCAGGGUGAAGAGACACGAAAGGCCGUACGAGUUUGACGUGGCGGUGAGUGAGAAUCAUGUCAGGGAGGAUGUGUUUGCGGAGGCGGAUAAGUUGACGAAGAUGUUUCACGGAGCGUUGAGCGUAAACGAGACGUACGAUUCGGAUCGAAGCCGAUGGUUGAGUCAAACCGUGAAAAGGUAUAAAGAGGAAGGGUUCCAAGGGAAAGGAUUGCCGGAUACGGGGUUGUUCAUUCGAAGGACGAAUGCGAUUGGGUUCGAGUUAAGCGCCAGGUGGGCGCACGAAAUCUUGCGCUCACCAUUCGGAAGAGACCAGAUUUCGUUUCCGUACGUCAAGUGGAUCAUGGAACAGAGAGGAUUUGGCGAUAGAAUUAGAGUGUUUGAGAAGUGUUGGUACAUAGCGGCGGUGAACGAAGUCGGACACGCGUCUCGAUCCGGAACGGUUGUUCGACGACGAUUGCUUUAG